Carya illinoinensis is the source of this 791-nucleotide messenger RNA. RefSeq names its product putative non-specific lipid-transfer protein 14. Gene Ontology annotation, biological process: lipid transport. Lineage: Eukaryota; Viridiplantae; Streptophyta; Magnoliopsida; Fagales; Juglandaceae. Gene Ontology annotation, cellular component: membrane. The record is from RefSeq and is a predicted model, not a curated record. Bases 146 to 523 code for a protein of 125 amino acids. The transcript is spliced from 2 exons. Gene Ontology annotation, molecular function: lipid binding.
CACCAACUUGAUGAAGAGCACGCACUCUUCGUUGCACAACCACCCAACAUCUUCAAUUUCUCCUAUAAAGAAGCAUUCUAUAUUUUUCUGGGAUUCUCAAUUACUUAUGAGUAAUAUACAGUAAAAGCAAGUCGGAAAAGUGAUCAUGGGAAUCAAUCAAAUGGUUAGCCCAAAAGCACAAGCGAUUAUGUUGCUAUUAAUGGUGAUAUCAUUGGCAAUAUCAGCAGUAUCUGCUGCAACGUCUGAGUGCUCAGCUGUGACAGGACUAGCCUCAUCUUGCUCUACUUUCAUGACUUAUGGUUCUCCAGACCCAUUUCCUGGAUCGCCAUGUUGCGAUGCCAUGAUGAGCCUGAACGUGAUUGCUGACUCUACGGAUAAUCGAAGAUUGAUUUGUAGGUGCAUGAUGGGCCUCAUUACCACCUACAAUCCCAAUGCCACAGCUAUUGCCACCUUGUCUGGCUCUUGCGGAGUCUCUCUGGGCUUCACAAUCGAUCCAAAUACCGAUUGCAGCUUCGUACCUUGAUUUGUGGUUAUAAAAAAUGAAGUGGGAUCGAAGAAUAUGCUGAAGACACCAAAUAAGGAAUGCUGUCUUCAGCUGCAUAGAAAGAAAGAAGAGAGGAAGGAUUAUUCAUUUUCUCGUCUGUUAGUGAUUGAAAUAAUAAGUGAUGCUUGUAGCCUUAUGUAAUGUACCAGCUGCUAGGACAUGCUUGUAUAAAUGGCGAAUUUGAUGAUAUGGUCAUGAUCUUAUGUAACCCUUCUGCUUUAUAGAUUGAAAUAUUAUAUUUACGCAA